CUUAUAUUAACCACAGUGAUUUUAUCAAUUAUAAAUUAUGUACUAUAUUAAACUCUGAUGAUACUAAAUCUGAAGGUACUAGUAAUUCUGAAGAUCUAAGAAAUAUUGUAUGGACAAUUGCUUUAGGUGCUAGUUUUCCUUCUUGGGAUUCUUUUGAAACAAGUCUUGAACUUUAUAGAAAAAAAAAGGAAGAUUCCAAACCAAAAUAUACUACUGAUCAUAUUUAG
This is a messenger RNA of Racocetra persica, 227 nucleotides long. NCBI's taxonomy places the organism in Eukaryota, Fungi, Glomeromycota, Glomeromycetes, Diversisporales, Gigasporaceae. The record is from the annotation of a GenBank genome assembly.